AUGAGGACAAGCGAAAAAAAAAGGAAGAGUUCGGCUCUGGUUCCCUCCGCCCACUUUGGAGCCGGCAUUUGAGGUAGCGGCGGCAACAGCAGCGACCGCAGCACCAGCGCUAACAGCGGCCACCUCCGCAGAGAGACAGCGAGGGAAAGGAGAAAAAGAAGUGCGCGCGAGACGCUUUUAGAACGUUGGGGAAAUCAGCGUCUGCCCGUCGCGCGCCUCAGGACCCUAAUGCUCUCUCAUGUUAUCAGAGGCUGUUAAUUCCCCUGCACUAGGCCCCAGCCAAGGGUUAUCUUCGCAUGCCAGGAUCGUUGAAACAUUACCAAGAGCCUAUGGAGUAACUCUGCAUCCUUUUACAGGGACAGCAUUAUCUUAAGGAAUCUGCUUUUACCAUUUUUGCAUGGGAUGCUGUGAUAUUUCUUCUCUGCUUUUUGAGAUAAGAAACGAUCAUUGUUUUGGCACCAGGAUCACAAAGAAUAUUUGCAUCAAAGAAUAACCUUUUUUUUACAUGUCAUCCUGGAAAAGAAUUGGCUUGUGAUGUUGCCAGGUACUCUGUAGCCUUUUCGUGCGCUUUAGAAACUUUUGCACUUGGAUUUUGCCUUGUGGGAAGAAAUUACCUCUAUGCAUUUUGCUGUGCCAAAAAUUUGUUUUGACCUAACAAACAGAAAUUUUGACCAGGAUUUGUGCCUCUUGGGGUAAACAUUCAUGCUGACAAUUUGUGGUAUGACUCUUUAGCACACAACAGUUACAACCACGUUUUGAUUGGAUCUGUAGCUUUCUACCUUUGGGAAGAAAAAACUGCCACUGUUGCCUGAUAAAUGGGAAUCUUCGGACUACUCAUCUGUGAUAUACUAGCCUACAAAAUCAUGCUUGUUCAUCAUCUCACUUUCUUUGAUCACGUUUUUGGAAAAUACACCUGAUAAUCAUCGAUGUCUAGAUACCACAUUGUCAUAGUCAAUUCAUCAGUCAAUGCUAAGACAUGAGUCUUUCUCUCAAGGGAGCACUUGGUAACACGGUUGACAUCUGUGCCCUUUUGAAAGGUCUUACUACUUAGCACUCCAGCCAACUGUGGGUUAAAGUUUUCAAGGCAGUAAUAUUGUUUCUGCCCCAUCUGUUUCUGCUGCCAAGAUGGCUUCUGUCCGGUUCAUGGUUACCCCCACAAAAAUCGAUGAUAUCCCAGGCCUGUCUGACACCAGCCCGGACCUCAGCUCUCGUUCUAGUUCCCGUGUCCGCUUCAGUUCCAGAGAAAGUGUCCCCGAAACAAGUCGCAGUGAGGGUGACUUCUCUAGAGCGACCACUUCACUGGCAACUGAAGCAGCUGAAACAGCUCCUGAAAAGGCAAACAGUCCUCGCACGGAUGUGGCUGAAGAUGUGAGUCAAACUUCCAUCACAGGGGAACAGUGUCAGCUCUUAGAUCCUGGGCACAAGAAAGAUCCAAAUGCAUAUCUCAACAAUAUCAACUAUGAAGAUGGAGAUGAAUUCUUUGAUAAAAAUUUGGCACUCUUUGAGGAGGAGAUGGACACUCGGCCAAAAGUGUCGUCCCUACUCAAUCGCAUGGCCAACUAUACAAACCUGAUGCAGGGAGCCCGUGAACAUGAGGAAGCAGAGAAUGUCCCUCCAGGCAAGAAAAAGCCCACCAAGACUCCACAGAUGGGCACAUUCAUGGGUGUCUAUCUGCCAUGCCUCCAGAACAUCUUUGGGGUGAUUCUCUUCUUGCGACUCACCUGGGUGGUGGGCACUGCUGGUGUGUUGCAAGCCUUUGCCAUUGUCCUCAUCUGCUGUUGCUGUACACUGCUGACAGCUAUCUCCAUGAGUGCCAUUGCCACCAAUGGAGUUGUGCCUGCUGGGGGAUCGUACUUCAUGAUUUCACGAGCACUGGGGCCUGAAUUUGGAGGUGCUGUAGGACUCUGCUUUUAUCUGGGCACCACCUUUGCAGCUGCAAUGUAUAUCUUGGGGGCCAUAGAAAUUUUCCUGAUGUACAUUGCCCCUGAGGCAGCAAUCUUCCAUAGUCAGGAUCCACUGAAGGAGUCGGCUGCUUUGUUGAACAACAUGCGGGUGUAUGGCUCAGCCUUUCUGGUGGUUAUGGUGCUGGUGGUGUUCGUGGGCGUGCGUUACGUGAACAAGUUCGCCUCUCUCUUUCUCGCCUGUGUCAUCGUCUCCAUCCUUGCCAUCUAUGCUGGUGCCAUCAAGUCAUCCUUUGCACCUCCCAGUUUCCCUGUGUGUAUGCUGGGGAACCGUUCCCUCUCCCAACACCAGAUUGACAUAUGUGCUAAGACUGAGGAGCAUGACAAUGCCACGGUACACACUCGCCUGUGGGAGUUCUUCUGUAAUUCCACCAAACGCCUCAAUGGCUCAUGUGAUGAUUAUUUUCUACACAACAACGUUACUGUUAUCCAGGGCAUUCCAGGAUUGGCUAGUGGCAUUAUUGCUGAGAAUCUUUGGAGCAGCUAUCUGAUGAAAGGGGAGAUCAUUGAGAAACCAUCAUUGCACUCAGUUGAUGCUGGCGGAGCCCUCAAUCAGCAGUAUGUGCUGGCUGAUAUCACCACUUCUUUUACCCUUCUUGUGGGCAUCUUCUUCCCCUCAGUCACUGGAAUCAUGGCUGGAUCAAAUCGUUCUGGGGAUCUAAAGGAUGCCCAAAAAUCUAUUCCCAUUGGAACCAUCCUGGCCAUUCUCACCACUUCUUUUGUGUAUCUUAGCAAUGUAGUGCUGUUUGGAGCUUGUGUGGAAGGUGUUGUACUGAGAGACAAGUUUGGUGACUCAGUGAAGGGGAACCUGGUAGUAGGGACACUGUCCUGGCCCUCUCCUUGGGUCAUUGUCAUUGGUUCAUUCUUCUCCACAUGUGGAGCUGGGCUGCAAAGCCUCACUGGUGCACCCCGACUGUUGCAGGCCAUAGCUAAGGACAACAUUAUACCCUUUCUGCGGGUAUUUGGCCAUGGAAAAGCCAACGGAGAGCCCACAUGGGCUUUGCUCUUGACAGCAGGCAUCGCAGAAUUAGGGAUCCUUAUUGCCUCUUUGGAUAUGGUUGCUCCCAUCCUUUCCAUGUUCUUCCUGAUGUGUUACCUCUUUGUCAACCUGGCCUGCGCCUUACAAACCCUACUGCGUACCCCCAACUGGAGACCACGCUUUCGGUACUACCACUGGGCACUCUCCUUCAUGGGCAUGAGUAUUUGUGUAGCACUCAUGUUCAUUUCCUCAUGGUAUUAUGCCAUUGUCGCUAUGGUGAUAGCUGGAAUGAUCUACAAAUAUAUUGAGUACCAUGGGGCUGAGAAGGAGUGGGGAGACGGAAUCCGUGGCCUGUCCCUGAGCGCAGCCCGCUUUGCCUUGCUGCGCCUUGAGGAAGGGCCACCCCACACCAAGAACUGGAGGCCACAACUGCUGGUGCUGCUGAAGCUGGAUGAGGACCUACACGUGAAGCAUCCACGCCUGCUCACCUUUGCUUCCCAGCUGAAAGCUGGCAAGGGCCUCACGAUUGUAGGUUCUGUCAUGGUGGGCAACUUCCUGGAGUGCUACAGUGAGGCACUGGCAGCUGAGCAGACCAUCAAGCAUCUGAUGGAGACAGAACGAGUGAAAGGCUUCUGCCAGAUUGUGGUGGCUGCCAAGGUGCGAGAGGGCAUCUCCCACCUCAUUCAGUCCUGUGGGCUGGGUGGUAUGAAGCACAACACUGUAGUGAUGGGCUGGCCCAAUGCCUGGCGCCAGAGCGAGGAUGCCCGUUCUUGGAAGAACUUUAUUGGCACAGUCCGGGUGACUACAGCUGCCCACCUAGCCUUACUUGUGGCAAAGAAUGUAGCCUUCUUCCCUAGCAACGUGGAGCCCUUCCCUGAGGGGAACAUUGAUGUUUGGUGGAUUGUGCAUGAUGGUGGAAUGCUGAUGCUACUUCCCUUCCUUUUGAAGCAGCACAAGGUGUGGCGUAAAUGCAAAAUCCGCAUCUUUACAGUGGCCCAGCUGGAAGACAACAGCAUCCAGAUGAAGAAAGAUUUGGCAACAUUCCUGUAUCAUCUCCGCAUUGAGGCAGAGGUGGAAGUGGUGGAAAUGCAUGACAGUGACAUCUCUGCCUAUACAUAUGAGCGCACCCUGAUGAUGGAGCAGCGCUGCCAGAUGCUGCGACAAAUGCGUCUGUCUAAGACAGAGCGAGACCGAGAAUUCUCACAGGCUCAGCUUGUGAAAGACAGGAAUUCUAUGUUGCGGCUGACCAGUAUUGGCUCAGAUGAUGAUGAAGAGACUGAGACUUAUCAGGAGAAGGUGCACAUGACAUGGACCAAGGACAAGUACAUGGCAAACCGUGGACAGAAACAGAAGACACUGGAGGGUUUCCAAGAUCUCUUAAACAUGCGCCCGGAUCAAUCCAAUGUGCGACGUAUGCACACAGCUGUCAAGCUCAAUGAGGUUAUCGUGAACAAGUCCCAUGAGGCUAAGCUGGUGCUACUCAACAUGCCAGGUCCACCACGCAAUCCUGAGGGUGAUGAGAACUAUAUGGAAUUCCUGGAGGUCCUCACAGAGGGGUUGGAGCGAGUACUACUUGUGCGAGGUGGUGGCAGUGAAGUUAUCACCAUCUAUUCCUAGAGGCAUGGGAGGUCUUCCUCCUGAUGGACUUAGUUCUGUCAAAUUGACAUCUGCUUCCUGCCUGUUACCACCUGCUACUUGAUCUCCCAAGAAGAGCAGCUAGCAGUGCCACACCACCUUUGCUUUCUUUUCCAGUGGCAAUUGGGGGCUUAAGAUAAGGUGAUUUUUCUCCUUUUGGAGGAGGGAAUGUUGACAUUCCCUCCUAUACUUCCAUAAGGUUAAAGGUACAUGCUAGGAACUACGUACGCUUUUAGACUUGAGUGGGAGAUGGCUCAGUCUCUUGCCAAGAAAUAUAGGAGCUAGUGAGUCAGGUACUAAUUUUGCUGGGGGUAAAAGGAGCAAAAGAGCAGGGAGAAACUCACUGCUUUGAUUUUCUAGUUGCCACUGGAACUCUUCGCUAAACAAGAAUAAGGCAACAGAAUAUUUCAUCUGGAUGAGCAGCUACAUGCCACUGUCUAUUAAGAGACAGAAAGGGGGAAGAGAGAUGCAGCCUCCAUUGUGCCAUUCUCUUUUGGUCAGUGCCAAAGUCUUUCUCUAUCUUUCCCUCAACACAAAGGGAAGGGCAUUUAGAAAGAUGGAGCUGACUUCCUGAGUACUUACCCACUAUCCUAGACCUUUAUGGGAUGUUGUAUUCCCAGUUCACUGCUUGUUAAGGCAUGAUGGUGGUGGAUGGUUGAUUCAUUUAGCCAGAGUAGAAGUGGCAUACUGGUGAAGGAACUGUCCUGCCAGUCUUUUCCCCCUGUGGCUCUCACACUCCCUUCUAGUCAAAGAAGGUAGGAGUCUGUUUUACCCGGUGUUUGCAGAUAUUCUAUAAAAUGACUGAUGAGCAGAAGAAGCUGUACUAUCUAAUGGUUAUGUUGAGGAGGAACGUUUUCUCUUUCCUAACUUUAAAAGAGAGGCAAACAGCAGUAUCUUCUGACUUGCUUAACUGUCUUUGUGCUCCUGAACAGCUAUCCCAUCCCAAAAAUUGGGUAAGAGGGAAGUAACUCUAUAUCGAACUAUUAAGUGUCUCAGUGGUGAGGCUCCACAACUUGAUUUGUGUGUGUGUUGAGAAUGAGUCCUUCCUAUCCUGACAAAAGCAAACACGGAGAAAAGGUGGUGUCCAUAUUGUCCCUUUCUGUUUCAAUCAUGGAUGUCUAAAUCUGCCCAUGCCCUUGCUCACAAAUAGUAUACAGGGACCAUUCCCUUGAGAUAGCCUUAAAGCAGAUGCAUCUCUAGCCUCUCCUGUCUUAUUUUUAAAGGGAAUUUCACAUACUUUCCUCACCUUUUUCUUUUGGGGGAGACCUUAAUUUAUUGGGGGUGUGACCUUGUUUACAUAGCAUCAAGUUGUUUGUUUUUUGCUUCCUGAAUUAUGUAAAGAAUAAACAUUUUAUAUAUAA
This is a messenger RNA of Sceloporus undulatus (fence lizard), 5936 nucleotides long. RefSeq names its product solute carrier family 12 member 6 (gene SLC12A6). The transcript has 26 exons. NCBI's taxonomy places the organism in Eukaryota, Metazoa, Chordata, Lepidosauria, Squamata, Phrynosomatidae. Bases 1126 to 4557 code for a protein of 1143 amino acids. Gene Ontology annotation, cellular component: membrane. The record is from RefSeq and is a predicted model, not a curated record. Gene Ontology annotation, biological process: chemical synaptic transmission; chloride ion homeostasis; potassium ion homeostasis. Gene Ontology annotation, molecular function: potassium:chloride symporter activity.